Messenger RNA from Trichoderma harzianum CBS 226.95, 1022 nucleotides. RefSeq lists its product as hypothetical. The record is from RefSeq and is a predicted model, not a curated record. Gene Ontology annotation, molecular function: catalytic activity. The coding region runs from base 1 to 921 and encodes 306 amino acids. The transcript has 3 exons. Lineage: Eukaryota; Fungi; Ascomycota; Sordariomycetes; Hypocreales; Hypocreaceae.
AUGGCUAAUCAGACGCAGCAGACGGCAGUAGCUAGACUCCGAGCCCAACUGGCAGAACCUGACAAUAUCAUUGUGUGUCCGGGUGUAUACGAUGGCUUUACGGCUCGCAUAGCUCUUAAAGCCGGCUUUGACUGUUUAUACAUGACAGGAGCCGGCACGACAAUGUCUCGGCUGGGAAUGCCGGAUCUAGGUAUAGCUACACUGAACGAUAUGCGAGAUACGGCUUCUAUGAUUGCCUCAUUGGACCAAAGUGUGCCUCUCAUCGCGGAUGCAGACACCGGAUUUGGCGGCCCUGUAAUGGUUGGGCGAACAGUAUCUCAGUACAUGCAAGCGGGCGUGGCCGCGCUGCAUUUAGAAGAUCAAGUCCAGUCCAAGCGCUGCGGCCAUCUCCUAAACAAGCAAAUCGUCUCUGAAGACGAGUUUAUAUCUCGCAUCCGAGCUGCCAACAUAGUCAGGAACAAGCAUCUUGGCGACAUUCUCAUCAUCGCCCGCACAGACGCCCUGCAGUCUGAGGGUUACGAAGUGGCAAGGGAUCGCCUCAAGGCCGCCAUUGCAGUGGGAGCAGAUAUCGCUUUUCUAGAGGGCAUCACGUCGAAGGAGCAAGCUCGGCAGAUUUGUGAGGAUCUAGCACCCACGCCUGUGAUGUACAACAAUGUGCCUGGGGGGUUGUCUCCCGACUUGUCGGCCCACGAGGCUAAAGAAUUGGGCUUCAAGCUCAUUAUAUAUCCUGGACUAUGUCUUGAACCUGUUUUCGAAAGCGUGACAAGGGCCAUGGAAGGGUUGAAGAAGGAUGGCGCUCCUGCAAAGUCUGGGCAAGAUCGCAAGGGAUCGCCCAAGGCGUUGUUUGAGGUGGUCGGACUGCGCGAGUGUAUCGGACUCGAUGCUGCUGCUGGCGGUGCAUCAUAUACCGGAGGCGUAUGAAGCUCUUCUCUCAGAAUGUAUUGAAGAAGAAGAUCUGUUAUUUCUUCCUCUUUUCUAGUCGUGCUAUUACCCGCCAAUCCAAUAUCUCGGGUUAUAUCUGC